Messenger RNA from Rubroshorea leprosula, 2825 nucleotides. Lineage: Eukaryota; Viridiplantae; Streptophyta; Magnoliopsida; Malvales; Dipterocarpaceae. The record is from the annotation of a GenBank genome assembly.
ACCCUUUUUCUUCUGCUCUUCAAACCCCCUCGAUUCUCCAUCUUCCUUUUUCUCCAAAUUUCCGUCUUUCUUCCCUUGUUCCUUCUAAAUUCUCACCCUUUCCCCUUUAUUACCUUCUCUUUAUUCUUAAUCUGUCACUUUAUGUUUUGAGAAGAGCAGUGAAUGCUUUCUUCAUCAACUCUUCCUCUGUAUUCUUUAUGAGAACUGAGAAUUUAUGCUUAAGCUCAAAACCCAUUUGUUGUACUCUGUUUUUUGAGCUAAAUUUAGCUGAAGUUUCUUCCUUGAGUUUAAUUUAUGCCUAACGUUCAUUUUUUUCUCAAUCAAAAUAGUUUCUUCUUUUAACCCAUGUUUCUUGAUUACAUUCUUUAAGUUGGGGUUUGAUUUUAGCUUGAAAUUUUUAUCUUGGAGAAGGGAAAAAUGAAGGGUUUGAGGUUACAGUUGUUGAUUCUAAAAUGCUUUCUUAUGCUUGUUCACAUCCCUUUUUUGUAUUCAUACCCAGUACCCAUGAACUGUUCGGAUGCUGCACGAUUAUGCACUUCCUUUUUGGCAUUCAAGCCUCAAGAGAACCAAACUCUUGAGGUGAUCCAGAGCAUGUUCGAUGUUUUACCCGAAGACAUUACUGUUGAAAAGGACAGUUAUGGUUAUGUGUUUAUCAAGAAGAACUGUUCCUGCUUAACAUCCAAGAAUUACGCAGCGAACACCACUUUCACUGUGAGGUCAAAUGAGGGGGGCGUGUAUGACAUGGUUUUAGAGGCUUAUGAUGGGCUGGCCUUGGUACCCAAUUUUACAAGGAAGGCGAAGGUUGGUUCGGUGGUGUUUUUGAGGCUGUUUUGUGGGUGUUCAAGUGGGUUGUGGAAUUACUUGAUGAGUUAUGUGAUGAGAGAUGAGGAUAGCGUGCAAUCUCUGGCUAGCCGAUUUGGUGUCAGCAUGGAAAGUAUUGAGAAUGUGAACGGGAUUCAGAAUCCUGACAAUACCACUGUUGGCUCUCUAUACUAUAUUCCAUUGGAGUCAGUUCCUGGUGAUCCUUAUCCGGUGGAGAAUAACAAUCCCCCUGCACCUGCUCCUGCACCAUCUAUCGAAACUAUUUCAGCCACUCAAGUAAAUCAUAAGGAUCAUGCUCCAUAUGUUUGGAUCAUUGGGGGCCUAGGUGCCGGGCUUGUUCUGAUAGUAUUAAGCUUUAUUCUUUGUGUUUUCCUGAGGUCAUCAAGCUGUUUUGCUGGAACUCGUGGAAAUCUCGAAAAGGAUCCUGAUGGCAAGAUUUCUUAUAAGUUUCAUAUUCUUCCAAAGCCAAGUUUCUGUUGUGGUUCAGGAAGGUACAUGUGUGGCAAGUCUGAGGAUUGGAACCAACCAAAUGGGGAAACUAGCAACCACCAGAUUACCAUACCAAAAAGUUGUAACAUUGCAGCGCUUGGGACUGAUAUGCUUGACAUGGAGAAGCCUGUGGUUUUCACGUAUGAAGACAUUCAUUUCUCAACGGAUGGGUUCUCUGAUUCCAAUCUCCUUGGCCAUGGAAAUUAUGGUUCUGUUUAUUAUGGUUUCUUACGCGAUCAGGAAGUUGCUAUCAAAAAGAUGACUGCUACAAAAACAAAAGAGUUUAUGGCAGAGAUGAAAGUCCUAUGUAAGGUUCAUCAUGCAAAUCUGGUAGAAUUGAUUGGCUAUGCUGCUAGUGAUAAUGAGCUCUUCCUUAUUUAUGAAUUUGCUCAAAAGGGUUCACUUGGAAGCCAUUUACAUGAUCCCCAGAACAAAGGUCAUAGCCCACUUUCUUGGAUCAUGAGAGUUCAAAUUGCUUUGGAUGCUGCUAGAGGUCUUGAGUACAUCCAUGAGCACACUAAAACCCAUUAUGUCCAUCGAGAUAUCAAGUCAAGCAACAUCCUGCUUGAUGGUUCCUUCAGGGCUAAGAUUUCAGAUUUUGGGUUGGCAAAACUGGUUGGAAAAACAGGUGAUGGAGAAGCUACAGCAACGAAAGUUGUUGGGACAUUUGGAUAUUUGGCACCAGAGUAUUUGAGUGAUGGCCUUGCCUCCGCCAAAAGUGAUGUGUAUGCUUUUGGUGUUGUUCUCUUUGAGAUUAUAUCUGGAAAGGAAGCUGUCAUACGGAGUGAAGGAACAUCGAUGAAAAAUUCUGAAAGGCGUUCACUGGCAUCCAUUAUGUUAGCAGCUCUCCGUAAUAUGCCGGACUCCUUGAGCAUAUCAAAAUUGAAAGAAUAUAUUGAUCCUAAUAUGAUGGAUCUAUAUCCCCAUGAUUGUGUAUUUAAGCUGGCCAUGCUGGCAAAGCAAUGCGUGGAUGAGGAUCCUAUUCUUCGUCCCGACACGAAGCAAGUCGUGAUUUCCUUGUCCCAGAUCCUCUUGUCCUCUGUGGAAUGGGAAGCAACUCUUGCUGGGAACAGCCAAGUAUUCAGUGGUCUUGUUCAAGGAAGAUAAUCAAGGAACAAGGGCAAGGCACUUUCUCUGCCCUACUUUCUACUCAUAUUUAUAGUUACCUGUGUGUAUAGUAGGUGUUCCACUAUAGCAGCCAUAUGGUAGCAUUUCAUACGCCAUUCUGAUUUGCCUUCUCUCUUUUUCCCUCUCAGUUUACAUUCUGAGGAUUUUGUUUGUGUGGAAAAAUUUUGAUGUAAAACGCCACUAUUUAGCUGAGGAAAAAUGUUACUCUGUAAACAAGCUAUUUGGGUAUAGCUUGUGUUACAAAUUGUAGUCAUUUCUGCUAAUUCUUUUUGUUAAUUCUUUGUGUCAGUUCUGCACCCAGGGAGUUGUAGCUUGCUUGGCAAGGUAUCUUGCUUAAAUACCAUGGAGACUGAGGUUUAUUUUUUCAAGAAACUACUUCCCGGUAA